ACGCAUUUGGUUACCAAUAUCGCCCUCCGGGCGCGACCUUCAUAAAAGAAACAGCCAAGGAGUUUGGGGGGGACGGGAAAGUCGCGGCCACCAUUGGAGGUCUUGCGACUGGCGGAGCGAAGACGCUAGAGUGGUUAGCGGACGGCACGGCUAGCGGGAUUUCUGGGGUGGGUGCGGCGGCGUCCAGCGGCGUUGCUCGCCUCCUCCCAGCAAGCGAAGUCGGUGUGGCGAUGUUGUAGCAGAUUUGGCACGAGAUCGAGAGCGAUCUGCUAUAUUGCCAUCGCAGCAGCGAAAGAAGGCUCGUUCCAGAUGCUCAUGAACUCUAUUUUGUUAAGGCUUCUUGUUUUAUUUCUACUGUGAAUAAAGAAAUAGAUCGGCGUUCAGCUGCUCUCGGGCUGGAGGAGGGAGUAGCACGCAGCAGUCCGCUAAAGGGCACACUGCCAACAUCAUCAAAGAAAUAGAAUGAAAAAGAGAGAGACCCUUUUGUUCAUCACGUACGACAAUGGCAUAGCGCCGGGCGGCGGAGUGUUUUUUCAACCGUGGCGAGCCCGACCUGCUCGAUAACGGAAAACCCAGCGCCAGUGGUCCUGCCCGCAAAAAUGUUUAUCAACAGGAGUUCGCAAAUUUUGAUUUAUUUUUGAUCAUGAAUUAAUAAUAAAUACCCAUCCGGAUCCCAACCCCUCCACCUCCUCCUGUUGUUCCGUACUAGUUCGUCUUCCUGUUCUUCCGUCUCUGCAAAUAAGAAAUACAACGAACCGAUUUUAUCAUGAAUACGAGUAGUUGUGCCCGCAAUAAGAAGAGUUCUGAAUUUGCUUCAAUGUAUCUAUAGGAGUCUGAAAGCACCAGCACAUCUUCGCACGUGACGAUUCCACAUCUUUCGUGAAGAUCAUCUGCUAUCAAAGAUACUACACGACAACACGCACAAUUCAUGCCACGACCAGGCUAUUAUUUGAAGUCAGUGGAGCCUCCACACCUUGCGUUCGAUCGUGUCCGUGUGGUAAGUAGGG
Molecule: messenger RNA, 1007 nt
Organism: Amoebophrya sp. A120
Lineage: Eukaryota; Dinophyceae; Syndiniales; Amoebophryaceae
Source: the annotation of a GenBank genome assembly